AUGGUUACCGUACCAACCUUUCGCAAGGUGAAAGAAGCUUCGUUGGACGAAAAAAAGUCAAACGAUAGCGUCAAGGUUAUUUCGUCCGUCGAGGACGAGAGAGGCCUUGUUGAACCUCUAGACGAGAAGCGGUUAUCGUCGCUAGAUGUUUCCGAAAUUGGGGAAGUCUACGCCGAUGGUCCGCGACUCAUCGAUCUGGGACCAGAUGGCAAGGAAAGGCCUAUCCAAACCGACUCGGACUAUGCCCUCCGUCUGCUCUCCCUAGAGGAUGAUCCGACGUUGCCGAUCUUCACGUUCAGAAUGUGGCUCCUUUCCCUCGGUCUGUCGUGUUUCGGUGCCGUCUUGGGACAGAUAUUCUACUUCCGUCCGCAAACAAUAUACGUGAGCUCGCUGUUCUUGCAAAUUAUCUCGUAUAUUCUUGGUCGGUUCAUGGAGCAGACAAUACCUGGACCAGGAACCACGUUCUGGCGUUUUGGCACCCUUCCAAAUAAUUGGUUCUGGCGGUUCCUGAAUCCGGGCAAAUUCAACCUGAAAGAACAUGUUGCGAUUACUAUUAUGUCUUCAACGGCCUCCAACAGUGCUCUGGCUAUCAGCAUCUUCGCUGCGCAAGACCUGUACUACAAUGUCCGGCCCAAUGCCGCUGUAGGGAUUUUUACUCUUAUUAGUUCGCAGCUCAUCGGAUACGGCAUGGCGGGAAUUAUGCGCAUGCUUCUUGUGUAUCCGACCUUCGCCAUCUAUCCCAUGGUAAUUCCGACAGCCCAGCUGUUUGAUGUACUCCAUCGUGGCCAAGAAGCCGUGAUGCAAAAGAAGAGGCUGCGCUUCUUCUGGCUUUUGUUCUUCGGUAUAUUUGUAUGGGAGUGGUUCCCCGAGUAUAUUGCUCCAACGCUGACCGGAGUAUCCAUCUUCUGUCUUGCCAUACAAGAUAGUGCAUGGGUUACCCGUAUAUUCGGAGGUGCGGCAGGCAACGAGGGACUCGGUGCAUUCUCGCUGUGCUUCGAUUGGGUGUACGUUGGAUCGGGCGGAGGUGAUAUCGGAUCGCUCUUCACACCCUUAUCUACACAGCUCUCACUCUACGCCGGAUGUGCCGUCUGUAUGAUCGCGUUCUGCGCUUGUUAUGCUGCCAAUACGUGGCACACGCAGAACUUCCCAUUCUUAACGCAGCUGCUCUUCUUCGAGAACGGGACGGAGUACGACCAGUUGGCUAUUCUCAAUGACGAUUUCACGCUCAACGAGGAAAAGCUCCGGGCUGUUGGACUCCCGUGGUAUGCGGCGUCUCAGCUCUUGUACAAAAUUAGUCGGACGAUGUAUAUCGGAGCGGCCAUCACUCAUUUCUUCCUGUGGCACUUCAAGACCCUCUAUAAGAUUCUGCAAGAUUCUGCUACAAAAGAAUGUGAAGAUCCACACUACCGCAGGAUGAAAAUCUACAAAGAAAUGUCAAACUGGUGGUAUCUGGCGAUCUUCGUCGCGUGUUUUGGUAUGGCGAUCGGAACGACUUAUGGUGCUAAUUCUGGUUUGCCUUGGUGGGGUACGAUUGUGGCAUUGAUUUUUGGAUGGAUGUUCGUGCCCAUCAUUGGGACGUUGUACUGCACCGUCGGGUAUGCACCGUCUAUUGAGAACAUGGUGCAGAUGCUCGGGGGAGCUGUUAUUCCCGGCAAACCUGUGGCCAAUAUGUAUUUCACCCUAUACGGGUACAACUGUGUUACUCAGGCGAACUACCUGAUGAAGGAUUUGAAGCUGGGCCAAUACACAAAACUCCCUCCCCGUGUCACGUUCACGGUACAAACAAUUGGCACCGUCAUCGGGGGCCUGCUCAACUUUGUCAUCAUGAGAACCGUGGUGACGUCCCAUAGGGAUAUCUUAAAGGAUGUUCAGGGCUCUAACGUUUGGUCGGGCCAGCAGGUUCAAUCAUACAACAGUGAUGCCAUUGCUUGGGGUGCCCUGGGUAAACCUCUGUACGCGACAGGAACGAGAUACGGGUUCGUGCCGUACAUGCUCUUAGCCGGUCUCGGAUUCCCCAUUCCGUUCUGGUUGCUGCACAAGAGGUACCCCAAGUUUGGAUUCGACAAAGUCUUCACACCUAUUUUUGUCGCUGAACUGGGAUAUCUGAGCGUGGGCAUCAAUUCGAGUGUCUUUACUUCCUUUGUUCUCGCUUUGUUUUCCCAGUAUUAUUUGAGGAAAUAUCGUGCGACGUGGUUCAGGAAGUAUAACUUCCUGAUGAGUGCUGCACUGGAUGGAGGAACCGCUAUUAUGAUUUUCGUAUGGACGUUUGCUGUUGGUGGGGGUAGUGGAAAGUCGGUGGCUUUUCCAACAUGGGCUUUGAAUCCUGCUGGAAACCCGGAUCACUGCAAACGACUGAGUGAUUGA
Guyanagaster necrorhizus is the source of this 2364-nucleotide messenger RNA. RefSeq names its product OPT oligopeptide transporter. Gene Ontology annotation, biological process: transmembrane transport. Bases 1 to 2364 code for a protein of 787 amino acids. The transcript is spliced from 16 exons. The record is from RefSeq and is a predicted model, not a curated record. NCBI's taxonomy places the organism in Eukaryota, Fungi, Basidiomycota, Agaricomycetes, Agaricales, Physalacriaceae. Gene Ontology annotation, molecular function: oligopeptide transmembrane transporter activity.